GGUAUCAAGGUCAACUGUCGAAGAGCUCGAGGACCGUUACUGUGAGAACGUUCUGUUGUUCGACGACAUGCUGGCGAUGCCGCCCGACUACGACCAUCAGAUGUUCAUCGCUGCUGGCUAUUCUCGACAAGGCUGUGCAGGGCCUCCUGGAGGGGGGUUCAUUCGAAACUCGGAGGGUCGCCAUCCUCAUUGAUGCAUCGCACAAGCUCCUGCAGAAUUCUUGCAAAACUGGGGGGUAUGAUGGGCGGUUGCUGCCAACACUGGACCAUCAAUGUCCACAGCCUAUCCGGUAUCAAGUUGCCGUUCGGAGAGACAGCCAGGGGUCUCGGCGGCGUAGAACCAAGUAUGAUGGCGAAAUAGUGAAUCAUACGACGGACGUCGCCUGCUAGCACCUGUUGCUGCGUGAAUGCCUCGAAACAGGUGCAAGCGAAAAGCCAAGCAUCGAUGGCCGGAUGUUCUUCGUACGAGAGAGGUGCCCAAUGGUAUAUCCCCAAACUAUUCCUCGCCCACGGGUGUUGGCUGGUCAAAGCCAGACCCACCUGCGCACGUCCUUGCAGAUCAAUCGAGAUUGACAGCACAGGUUCUUGUGUAUGAUACCUUGCGAAUGCAGAUACAUAAGGGCAUCAACUACCUCACGCAGCAUUUGGCAUAUGCCUCCAUUUGACAAAUGUUCACUCAUGAUCCAAUCAAGCAGAUUGCCAUUUGGACUCGACGGGGUAAC
Punctularia strigosozonata HHB-11173 SS5 is the source of this 721-nucleotide messenger RNA. RefSeq lists its product as uncharacterized. Lineage: Eukaryota; Fungi; Basidiomycota; Agaricomycetes; Corticiales; Punctulariaceae. The transcript is spliced from 4 exons. The record is from RefSeq and is a predicted model, not a curated record. The coding region runs from base 407 to 664 and encodes 85 amino acids.